Molecule: messenger RNA, 1233 nt
Organism: Anoplopoma fimbria (sablefish)
Lineage: Eukaryota; Metazoa; Chordata; Actinopteri; Perciformes; Anoplopomatidae
Product: phosphatidylinositol 5-phosphate 4-kinase type-2 gamma-like
Exons: 10
Coding region: 1-1233 (410 amino acids)
Biological process (GO): phosphatidylinositol metabolic process
Molecular function (GO): phosphatidylinositol kinase activity
Source: RefSeq, a predicted model, not a curated record
AUGUCUUCUCCCGGUGCCACCUCCAACCCUCUGAACACUCUGGCGCCCAAAAGGAAAACUAAGAAGAAGCACUUUGUGCAGCAGAAGGUGGAGGUUUUCCGAGGAGGUGACCCCGUGUUGAGCGUGCUGAUGUGGGGAGUCAAUCACUCGAUUAAUGACCUGAGCCAUGUGCCUGUACCUGUCAUGCUGCUUCCAGACGACUUCAAAGCCAGCACCAAGAUCAAAGUCAGCAACCACCUCUUCAACAAAGAGAAUCUUCCAGGACAGUUCAAAUUCAAAGACUACUGUCCACAGGUGUUCAGAAACCUGCGAGAGCGCUUUGGAAUCGAGGACCAAGAUUACCAGGUGUCUCUGGCCCGCAGUCCUCCACUAAAAGACGAAGAGGGGCAAGGCGUGGAGCUGCUGCUGACAUCAUACGACCGCACUUUGGUAGUUAAAGAAAUCUCCAGUGAGGAGGUGGAGGAAAUGCACAACAUCCUCUCUGAGUAUCACCAGCAUAUCGUCACCUGCCACGGCAGUACGCUGCUCCCUCAGUUCCUGGGCAUGUACAGAGUCACCGUGGAGAACGAGGACACCUACCUGUUGGUUAUGAGGAACAUGUUCAGCCACAGACUGCACGUACACAGGAAGUAUGAUCUCAAGGGGUCUGUGGUGUCUCGUGUAGCAAGUUUUAAAGAGAAGGUGAAGGAGCUGCCCACGUAUAAAGAUGUAGACUUCAGGAAUAACAUGCAAAAAGUGUAUGUGAGUGACGAGGAGAAGGAAAAUAUCGUUGAUAAGUUGAACAGAGAUAUCGAGUUUCUGGUGCGUAUGAGGAUCAUGGACUACAGCCUGCUGCUUGGCAUCCAUGAUGUGAAGCGGGCUGAGAGGGAGGAGGAGGAGGAGAUGGAGUCGUCCUAUGAAGAGGAAGAGGAGGAUGAAAACAGCUUGGCUCCCGCUCCAGGAUCCACCUCACCUGAGGGUAUCGGUGGCUACAUGAACUCCUUCAAACCCAUGGGCCCCGGAGAAUUUGACCCUUACGUGGAUGUGUACGCUAUUCAGAGUGCUGUAGGUGCACCCCAAAGGGAGGUAUAUUUUAUGGGUCUGAUUGACGUGCUGACACAGUACGACACCAAGAAGAAAGCUGCUCACGCUGCCAAGGCUGUCAAACACGGGGCAGGAGCAGAAAUCUCAUCAGUUCAUCCAGAGCAGUACGCAAAACGUUUCCGAGAGUUCAUCACUAAGAUCUUUGCCUAG